This is a messenger RNA of Aspergillus calidoustus, 411 nucleotides long. The record is from the annotation of a GenBank genome assembly. NCBI's taxonomy places the organism in Eukaryota, Fungi, Ascomycota, Eurotiomycetes, Eurotiales, Aspergillaceae.
AUGGCACGCAACAUUUCGCACGGCCGCGGCGGCGCUGGCAACAUCUACUCCAGCGAAACCCGCACAACCCCGCAAGACCUCGUCACGCCGACCAUCAAGCAAGAAGUCUACACAACCGGCCGUGGCGGAUCAGGUAACAUGGUGCACAACGACCCCGACCGUCCAGAGAUCGCGCGCGAGAGCCAGGACGUCGAGGCCCCGCCUAGGCGCGUUCAGGAGGGGGCGCCGCACCAUACCGGUCGUGGCGGAGCCGCAAACCAAUAUAUCCCCACAGCGGAAGAAGAGAGGAAGGCCCGUGAGGAAGAGGAGCAGUUGCGUCGGGUCAUCACGUCGAAGUCGGUCCGUGAGCCGCGGGAUAUCGAGGAGGGGAACGCGAAUGCGGAGCGGGGCAGGUCUUCGCCGUCGAGCUGA